AUGGACCAUCUUGGACCAAAUCACUUUCUGUCCCUUCCUCGACCCGAUAGCCUCAGCAGCACUGCAUCCAAUGUACCUGAUACCACCACCCUUGCUGCCCAUGACUUCGACGUCGACACGCGCACCGGUUUUCUGCCACCUCAGGCUCCGAUUUCUCGUCUUCCCGCGACAUUGGAGUGCUGGGAAGUAGUGCUGGAAGACGCCAUCGCCUCCAAGCUUCAGCUCGGAGAGAAACCGGAUCUAUCGGACGGCGAAAAGAAGAAGUCAGAGGAAUGGAGAGAGCGAGUGCGAAAACUUCCCAUUCUCUCCAUCGACGAGUUGAAAAAUUCCGAGAUUGCCCUUCGCCGGGCUCAUCAAGUCUUGGGAUGGAUCAUGCACUUUUAUAUCCACUCCAUGCCCCCUUCGGAGGCGAUCUGUAUCCCACCUCCCAUCACCCUCCCUUUACUGCAGGUGUCGGCUCAGCUCCAGCUACCCCCUGUUUUGACAUACUCCGAUGACGUCCUCUAUAAUUGGCGUCUGGACUCGGAGAAUCCAGAGGAGUUGCCGACCAUCGCCGCUUUGCGCCGUUGCCAGAUCUCCUUCACCUCCACCACCGACGAGGCCGAGUUCUACCUCGUCCCCGCGCGCAUGGAGCUCGCAGGUGUCGAAGCCCUCGAGCUUAUGCGGUCCACCAUGGACGAAAUGUUCGUAGGCGACGAGAUCGCAGUGCGCCGAAUCACGGGCUACCUGCGCGAACUCGCCGACGUCAUCCAGCGGCUGCGCGAGCUCCUGCUGAGCGUGCGAGAGGGAUGCGACCCACACCGGUUCUACAACGACAUCCGGCCAUGGUUCCGUGGGGAAGAUUCGCAGGCGGGACGGAAGUGGGUCUUCGAAGGGAUCGAGCAGGACCCGAACCUUGUAGCACCGAAGGAGCUAUCGGGGGCGAGCGCCGGCCAGAGUACGCUCAUCCACGCGCUCGACGUCUUCCUCGGAGUCAACCAGACUUCGAAGCUCCUGAAGCGUAUGCAGACUUACAUGCCCAGGCACCACCGCGCAUUCCUCGCCCACCUUGCAAACAACCCCCGCCCUCUCCGCGACCUCGUCUUCACCGCUGCCACGAGUGAUAAUGGACAGACGAAGGACGGGGCCGCUCUUCUCGACGCCUACAACGGCGCAGUCAUGGCGCUGAAAGAGUUCCGCGACGCUCACAUGAUUAUCGUCACCUUAUACGUUAUUGGUCCGGCUCGCCAUGCCCAAAAGGCCCUCCAGGAGAGCGGUCAACCAAUCCCCACGGCUUCAGACUAUGUUCAGCAAGCGCCUAAUGACGACACCAUCGGCAAGGAUCAGGAAGGCCUCAAAGGCACCGGAGGCACGGACCUCGUCCAGUUCUUGAAAGGAGUGCGCGACCAAACGAAGGAAGCUGUGAUAAAGAUUUAA
This is a messenger RNA of Cyclocybe aegerita, 1416 nucleotides long. The record is from the annotation of a GenBank genome assembly. NCBI's taxonomy places the organism in Eukaryota, Fungi, Basidiomycota, Agaricomycetes, Agaricales, Hemipholiotaceae.